Apiotrichum porosum is the source of this 384-nucleotide messenger RNA. RefSeq lists its product as uncharacterized. NCBI's taxonomy places the organism in Eukaryota, Fungi, Basidiomycota, Tremellomycetes, Trichosporonales, Trichosporonaceae. The record is from RefSeq and is a predicted model, not a curated record. Bases 1 to 384 code for a protein of 127 amino acids. The transcript is spliced from 2 exons.
AUGAACGUACAAGGAGGGUACCAAUUCGUCUCGUACCCCGACGGGCGCGCCAGGGGAUUCUACGUUCCCGGUGUGCCGAUUUCUGGUCCCCCGCGGUACAGCGACUCCUCCGCAGACAUCAACCGAUUCCCUCCGGCUGAGAUCAGAGUAGACACGAGGCAAAGGGCCAUCUGCCAUGCGUGUAGUAACCCUAUUGCCUCCCCGACCGCCAGGGGAUAUUGCGAGAACUGCAUUGGUAUGAUCAGGCAAGGUCAAAUCGGAAGGCGUGCAGGUGGUCAAACUUCAUACGCCCACCCUUCCACUGCCACUAGCCAAGCUGCCUGGCGGGCGAAGACUUGGGGGGAAUCUGUCCGUGGCUUCUGGCGUCGUAUGUUCUGUGUUUAA